Molecule: messenger RNA, 1009 nt
Organism: Dicrocoelium dendriticum
Lineage: Eukaryota; Metazoa; Platyhelminthes; Trematoda; Plagiorchiida; Dicrocoeliidae
Source: the annotation of a GenBank genome assembly
GGAAUGUCUGGUAAUGUUAUUCCAAGAGCACUCCUUCAAGCAGUUAGUACAAACGGGCUGGGUAGAUACAUACCGCAACUCCAAAGGGUGACCAUCAAAUUUUGCAAAGCACGUCCUGAUACCGUUGGCGUCAGGGAUUACAUUGAAAAACACUUGGUGGACUUCGCACGGCGAAAUCCUGCUACAGUGGUUUACGUGAAGCCAAGACGUCGAAGACCACCGCUGAUUGUCGCAGAGUAUCUUUGUGGUAACUGGCAAUAUGUGCAGGCUUCCAUGAUGGAUUGUGACGAAGUGUAUAAUUGGAUGGAGUUGCUACGUAACCGAUCUGGUUUGGAUAUUUUGCCAAUAUACAAAAAAUGGUCUACAAAAUUCCCUUCAAUCCAAGGAAUGUGGCAUCCCUUUUAUCACGAUCAGACAAACGGCACACGGCUGCUUACUCCUGAAGAAAUUGUCCAAAAGCUUGACGAACUGUCUCAGCCUCCCAUUAAAGAGGUCACUGCGGAGGAUCGGCUUAUUGAACUGUCUAAAAAGCAGCAACAAAGAAUUGAUGCAUAAUGACGUUGUUACUAUGCAGUGACUGCUUUCUACUAUGAUUGUGUACAACAUCACAUACCUCGGUACUCAUCCUAUAAGUCACUGCAGGUUUAUUGACACUGUAUAUGGGUUUUACGGCUGUUUUUUGACCUACAUUUGGUUGCUGGAAGUUCCAUUUAAUCUUAUCUCUGCAACAAACGCGUUUCCUUGAUCAUCACGAGUGCCGCUUGCCUGUCUGAGGUUGUUGCAUCCACUGUUUUCGUUGAAUUGAUUUUUCAUGAGAUUUCACAUGUGAACGCUAUUGAGUUGGCUUUGUGAUCAACCGGUGAGCGAAUUGUUCAAGCGUCCGGCUAGUAGUCCACACAUCACAGAUUUGAUCCUGCGUGGGCGACCGCAUGACCCCAGUGGUUGUGUGGUAGCCAAGCGUCAGUACAAGGCGCCGAGGUGUAAUUCCAGUGCGCCCACUGUAUUCACA